CCCACUCGGCAAAACUCACCUUAUAGUAAUUCGGGACAACAAGAGACAUGGCAGCAAAGCAAAGAAACUGGGGCUUGUGGCUGAAGAUGAUCUUGGGCGGGACUGCCAUGGCUGUGGGAGGACCCAUGUUCGUCAUGUCAAUAACGCCCACGGAGGAGGAGCUCUUCAAGAAAUACAACCCCGACCUGCAGAAGCGGAGUCUAGAGACUCGUCACGAGAGGCAAAAGGAGUACGAUGACUUUGUCACCAAGCUCAAGGAGUACUCCAAGUCAGACAAGUCUAUAUGGAUUGUGCAGGCCGAGGAACAACAGAGGGAGAAGGAGGCUCAAGCAGAGGCGAGACGUCGAGCGCAAGAGGACGGGGAAGCUAGAAAGGAGCAGAUGAGGAGAGAGUUGGGGCUGAGGGGUGUGUCGAAGGCUUGAUCAAUACAUCCCACUAGGUACCUACCUUUCUACCUAGGUCUUUCUUAUAGCAGCCGGAAUUAUAACAGCACAUCAGCAGAUUUAUGACCUAAUGGGAGUUGCACAUUUGGGUAUCAAAAUGAGGGGCAACAACACCCAAACUCGGUUGGGAAAGUACUGGGACACGGGCAGACACCAGGAACUUACUGAAUCAGAUCGAACACAAGGAGU
Gaeumannomyces tritici R3-111a-1 is the source of this 632-nucleotide messenger RNA. RefSeq names its product assembly factor CBP4. The transcript has 3 exons. The record is from RefSeq and is a predicted model, not a curated record. Bases 48 to 422 code for a protein of 124 amino acids. Lineage: Eukaryota; Fungi; Ascomycota; Sordariomycetes; Magnaporthales; Magnaporthaceae. Gene Ontology annotation, biological process: mitochondrial respiratory chain complex III assembly. Gene Ontology annotation, cellular component: mitochondrial membrane.